Molecule: messenger RNA, 3620 nt
Organism: Helicoverpa zea (corn earworm)
Lineage: Eukaryota; Metazoa; Arthropoda; Insecta; Lepidoptera; Noctuidae
Gene: sw
Product: cytoplasmic dynein 1 intermediate chain
Exons: 16
Coding region: 292-2361 (689 amino acids)
Biological process (GO): transport along microtubule
Cellular component (GO): cytoplasmic dynein complex
Molecular function (GO): dynein light chain binding; dynein heavy chain binding
Source: RefSeq, a predicted model, not a curated record
CCCAAAAUUUUCUACCGAAGUGAAGAAAUCUUGUUGAUCGAUAAUUUUCAGUAUUUUAGAAGAGAAUAAAAAUAAAUUGGUGCCGAGUUUGUUAUAUUACUACCGAUUAUAUACUGAUUUUUAUCCACUAAACUUGUUAAUGGUAUAAAUGAGUCUAUUUUGUUGUAAAGAGUGAAAUCCCGUUACCCAUAUUAUAUUUUUGCCACGUUUUGUGGGACUAUUUUGUUUUAAACUUGUGUAAAAUGCUUAGUUUUGUUUGAGAAGCAGAGUUAGUAUCAGUGAAUAGCAGCCAUGUCGAGCAUGUCGGACCGCAAGGCGGAGCUGGAGCGCAAGAAGGCGAAGCUCCAGGCUCUGCGCGAGGAGAAGGAUCGCCGCCGCCGGGAGAAGGAACAGAAAGAUGCGGAGGAGGCCCUGCAACGUGCAUCAGCGGCGUCCAGCCUGGACAGCAGGCGCGACCUGGACGAGAUGCUGUCAUCACUAGGAGUAGCUCCGGUCAAGGAUGUGCUCACGUCUCUGUCGUCAAUGUCCUCUCUCACUCCACCGCAGACUGCUUCGCCUGAUGCCAGUCUGCCACACACGGAUAAGUCAAGUUUACCUCCACAUGGCGGUCCGAAGAAGCCCCCAGCCCUGCAAGUGGUAUCAGUCCAGUCCACAGACAUUCCACCUAAGGAGAAUGUGACAUACGCUAAGCAGACCCAGACCACAGCCUCGGGGGUCAGCGAGCUGCGAGAUGGAUACAUGGAGGACUGGUGGCGGCCGCGCAAAGCACACGCAACCGACUACUACGAUGAGUACAAUCUAAACCCGGGUUUAGAGUGGGAGGACGAAUUCACAGUGCUUACAUUCGACGGCGACGGCGCGCGGCAAGGCGACGAAGAGGACGCGGCGUUCCACGGCAAGCUGCCCCCUGGCAUACUGCCGCAUGGCCUGCCCACCGUUAAGGAGGUGCAGCCGGCCGUCACUGCGGCGCCGCAGGAGAAAAAGGAUGAGGAAAAGGAGAAGAAAGUUCGCGAGCUGAGCGUAGACGAGAAGCAGACGAUCAUGCUGUCGGCGGAGUUCCAGCGCUUCAUGUCGAAGGCGGGCCGCGUCAUCGAGCGAGCGCUCGCCGAGUCCGUCGACAUCUACACCGACUACACCGGCGGCGGAGACGCAGAGAAUGCACUAGACGACAAAUCAGAUGCACGUCUAUCACUAGUCCGCACGUUCUACGACGAACGCUGGUCUCGCGGGCGCUGCGUCACCUGCCUCGACUGGUCGGCCGCGCAUCCCGAGCUCAUGCUGGCCUCCUACCACAACAGCGACGACGCCCCCCACGACCCUGACGGCGUCUGCCUCGUGUGGAACACCAAGUUCAAGAAGACCACUCCUGAGGAUAUCUUCCACUGCCAGUCGCCGGUUAUGAGUGCUACUUUUGCCAGGUUCCACCCUAACCUGAUCCUGGGCGGCACAUACUCCGGCCAGAUCGUGCUGUGGGACAAUCGCGUGCAGAAGCGAACGCCCAUACAACGCACACCGCUCUCUUCACUUGCUCAUACCCAUCCCGUCUACUGCCUCUCAGUAGUAGGCAGCCAGAACGCCCACAACCUGAUCUCCGUAUCCACUGAUGGACGCAUGUGUUCCUGGUCUCUGGACAUGCUGUCCCAGCCCCAGGAGACACUAGACCUUCAGCAUCGGCAGAGCAAGGCUGUGGCCGUCACUGCCAUGGGCUUCCCUCAUGGAGAUGUUAAUAACUUCGUGCUGGGCAGUGAAGAUGGAAAUAUUUAUACUGGCUGCCUGUACGGUCAGCGAGCAGGAGUGACAGAGUGCGUGGAAGGUCACGCAGGCCCCAUCACGGGCGUCUCGUGCCACGCCGCCGCCGGCUCCGUCGACCUGAGUCAUCUGUAUCUCACAUGCUCCAUGGAUUGGAGUGUCAAGCUGUGGAGCCAGAAGGAGAACAAGGCGCUGUACUCGUUCGAGGACAGCGGCGACUACGUGGUGGACGUGCGCUGGUCGCCCACGCACCCCGCGCUCUUCGCCGCCGCCGACGCCGCCGGACGCAUCGACCUCUGGAACCUCAACCGGGACACCGAGGUGCCAGUGGCGUCGAUCCAGGCGGAGGGUGGCGUGGCGUUCAACCGCGUGUCGUGGACGCCCUCCGGCACUCACAUCACUGCAGGGGACGACGCCGGCAAGAUAUGGGUCUACGAGCUCGCUGAGCACGUCUCUCAACCCCGUCACGACGAAUGGAGCAAGUUCGUCUACACACUACAAGAGCUGCGCAACAACCAAGCAGAUGAGGAGACAGACCGGCUGAGCCUCGCAGCCAGCGGGCCUUCCUCCCUCACCAGCCUCACCAGCCUGGCCAGCAACCCGCUCAGGUAACUGCUGCGCUGUCCCCUGUGAGUCGGAGCCUUGGAUAUGCUAGUGUGAUGUUGAUCACAAGGAAAUUGUAUGUGCUAAAGACCUUUGUAAGUAGCGAGAUGUGUAUCUAAGUAAAUGUAAGCUUUUUAUCCCAAAGUUACAGGGACAAAAGAGGUGUUUGGUGAUGCUUAAGGAGUGUAUAUUUUAUUAAAACUGCAUUUAUUCUUAUAAAAAUAUAGUUACCCAUCUCGCUACUUCUUAGGGACAAAAUGAAAUGUUACUGAUGUGGCUGUAAGAUUUUGUAUGAUGUGUCUUAUGAGAUUGAGAUUAUUGGCUGAUUUUUGUAUGGCUGGGACAUAUAACAGGUUUUGGAAAUAAUGUUCAAUAUUACAUUAACAUAUUCAAGUUGUUCAGAACUGAAUAGAUAUGAAUACAUGGUUGAACCAGUGUUAGGGUUGGCAAGAUAAAUGUUUAGUUGCAAUAUACAAAUAUGUGUCUAUAUUACUGCACUAUACAAACAUAGAUAGAAUAUUAUGUGCAUUGUUGAUACCUAGAACUUUGCUUACUUCAUAAGAGAAUAUUUACAUGGAUAAAUAGAUGAGUAUUUUAUCUUUCACUUUUAAAAUUAUACAGAUGCACACACGCGAGUCUAUGAAUCUGUUUAAUUAGCUGUCUACUCGCAUAUUACGUAAUAAAUAAAUAGUAAAUGUUGAAUGUUGUAACUAAACAUGUACAUUAUUUUGAAUAACAUCUCUCUUAUUUAGUUCGAAGAUAGCUAUGAAAGAUAGUAAUUUGAAUGUUAAAUAAUAUGUAUAUUAGAACUUACUGAAUAGAAGCAGCUGAACAAACCUUAUUUAUGUAAACUUUAGUUUCUUUGGCACAAAAUGAAGGUGACAAAUUAUAUAAAAAUCUGAUGAAUAAUUAAAACAUAUUCAAAUGUAUUAACAGAUUUAAAUUUGAUGUUACUGUAUGAUAAUUAGUAAUGAAUAUUAUGUACUUAAUGUACUCUAUAUGAUUUUAGUAUUCUUGUCACCUUCAUUUUGAAUUCUAUGCCUAAAGCAAUAAGGCAGUCUUUAUAGCUGUUUACAUAAAGACAUCUUGAGAAUGUAACAGAUAAAGCUAAGUUAGUUUAGUUUUGUGUUAUAUAACUUAGUUAUCUAUAUUCAUAUCGCUAAUAUUUAUUAAGUACAGGUACCUAUUUAUAGUAUUACUCAAAACUAAACAGAUAUUGCUUUAUUGUAAAAGUUAAAUCAAUUAAACAAUAAAUUGCUUAUAUAAAA